CAGCGAGCCGAGGCGAGCGGUCUCUCUUCCUCUUCUUUUACCGAUGGCCAACGAUUCCCUCGCCCACCACCUGCUGCUUCCUCUCGCCGGCGGCUGCUGGUCCGACGUGGAGGAGGAGGAGGAGGAGGAGGAGGCGAGCAACGUCUCCUUCCCCUCGUUCUGGCCGCCCUUCCCCGCUCUCUCGCCGGACCCCGACUCCGACGCAGACAGCUUCGUGCGUCCGCGCAUGGACCGGCCCCGGGAGACCGCCGCGUCGUCCUUCUUCGGGCUCGGCUUCCACGACGGGGAAGACGACGAGUGGGCACCAGCCGACGAGGAUGGGGAGCUCGGGCUGCCCCUCUGCUGGGACUGCCUGCAGCUGGAGGACCACGACGACGACGACCACCGAAGGUGGGACGUCGGCGUCAGCGACGCGGACGAGUGGGAGCAGGUUGCCGGCCGGGAGGAGGAGGCUGCGGCGGCGGCUGCGGCGCCCGCGGUUCGGAGCCUGCAGUGGGAGGUGCUGCUCGCCGCCAACAGCCUGGGGAGCCUCGUGGUGGACGACGGCGACGACGACCUGGACUCGGGAAUCGAGACGUACUUCCUCGACGACGCCGACGACCUACUAUUCGGGCAGCUCGCCGCGGCGGAUGCGGACCACGAGCCGCCGCCGGGCAAGUGCGGGCGACCGGCCGCGAAGGCCGCGGUGGAGGCGCUCCCGACGGUGGUGGUCUUAGAGGCCGACGCGCAGUGCGCGGUAUGCAAGGACGGCGUCGAGGCCGGGGAGGAGCGAGCCCGGAGGCUGCCGUGCGCGCACCUCUACCACGACGGGUGCAUCCUGCCGUGGCUCGCCAUCCGCAACACGUGCCCGCUCUGCCGCCACGAGCUGCCCACCGACGACACCGAGUACGAGAGGUGGAAGGCGAGGCGGGCCGCCGGCGACGGUGGCGAUGCUGCCGAUGCCGAUGCAGACCGGCUUGGCACGGCGGCAGGUACGGUGUCCUCGUCAGGAUACCUUGACGAAUGGAUAGGCGAAAGGAGCAACGGGCUAGUUUGAUUCAGCAAUUAGAGCGCGGUGCCGUGUUAAUGUUCGGUUCUGCAACCUUGCUGCAAAUUCCUUUUUGGUCGGGUUGGAGAGGGAUCAAAUCAGUAGUGUGGAUUGGUUGGUGUGGUGGUGGUUUUCGUAGACAGCGAUGACAUAACACGGCGCAUUUUAAUUUUACAAUGUGUGUAUUUGGAUGUGAGAUUUAAGGUUAUCGGUUUCUUCUGUUCUUUAUAUAAGGCGGAAAGAACAGUG
Molecule: messenger RNA, 1276 nt
Organism: Zea mays
Lineage: Eukaryota; Viridiplantae; Streptophyta; Magnoliopsida; Poales; Poaceae
Product: putative RING zinc finger domain superfamily protein
Exons: 1
Coding region: 44-1036 (330 amino acids)
Biological process (GO): protein ubiquitination
Cellular component (GO): cytoplasm
Molecular function (GO): ubiquitin protein ligase activity; zinc ion binding
Source: RefSeq, marked provisional